Messenger RNA from Zingiber officinale, 1755 nucleotides. RefSeq lists its product as uncharacterized. NCBI's taxonomy places the organism in Eukaryota, Viridiplantae, Streptophyta, Magnoliopsida, Zingiberales, Zingiberaceae. Bases 610 to 1575 code for a protein of 321 amino acids. The transcript has 5 exons. The record is from RefSeq and is a predicted model, not a curated record.
GUGGUGCAGUACGAUUUUCUCUUUCCCAUGUGAGAAGUUUUCGCCUGCCCAUUGCCUUCGUCUCGAUCUUUGCCUUUUUCGUCUCGCCAUCGGAGUGGCUAAUUUAGAUCGGAGAAUAUCGGAAAAGGGCUAUUUUGAUCUCGAUCUCAGGGUUCUUGCGUUCCCUCCGCGGGCAUCGACCAUGCCUUCGGUGAUCGGAGGGCGCCUUCCUCGACGCGCCGCCAUGAUCCCAUCGAUUACCUCCUUCGACGGUGCUUCUUGCUCCCAUCGCCUCAUACAACUCGAGAAAUGGAGUCGGCGCGGCAAUCUGACUCAGUGAUACAGUCCCAUCCCGUCGUUGCGGUUUCCUGGAUCUCCUUUUCAUUUCCUGUCUCUACUCGUUCGCGAUCUCUCUCCCUUUUCCCUCCUUCGACCUUAGGGGUUUCUCCAAUACUCUGCGAUCUUUUCCUGUGUUGGUCGUCGGCGCCGAUAUCUGUGUUGGGGAUUUGUUUGAUCCGGUCUAGCGUCUUUUCGGACUGAGUAUUAUUAAACUACACAUUUGACGAUAAGUGCAUCAUCAAAGUCUUGCACCAGGAACUUCUGUUACGAUCUUCGUACACUAGCAGCUUCAUGGGAAGUUUCUCUUGUUUAGAUACACCAUGUGAAACGACGGUCUGCAUGCAUGAAUACUGUCUCAGCUGUGAGAAAUCACAUGUAAUGAUAGAAACUUGUGUCUAUUUGGAUAAUAAUCAGACUGCCAGGACCACAAAGCUAGGGGUUUCAAAUGUUGCUUCUAUCUGUAAUGAGAACAAGAUAGCAGCUAUCCAUGAGGUUGAUGACACUGAAGCUUUGGUUCUGUCAAUUAAUGAUCCUCAAGGACAGUUAUCUGUUUGCGAUUUGAGCCAUUUGACUUCAGAUGAGAACUUACUUGAACCCAAGAAGACAGAAACUCACCAAGACUUUUGUCUUCCUACUGGCUGGAAUGCGAAGAAACAGAAGGCCUUGGCCAAAUCUGCAACAUUUCCUUUGUCACUGGUGGCGGAUGACAGUGACCUUUCUAUAGGGGGUGCUUGUGACCUACCAAGCACUGAAUUGGAAAAUCAGUGUUCUUCGACAAAGUCUAAUCCUACAUAUGAAAGAUCAAUAUCUCUUCCUGUGCUCCCAAAGCUUAUUUCUGCCAUGAAGGGAAAUCGCGCACAGCAUGGUUCACCAUCGAACUUCAAGUUACAUGUGAAAUGGGCUCCUGAUGUCUAUGAUCCACCAUGCACCUUACUAUCACACACUGUGAAGAAGAAUCACCAUCAACUUCCCAAAGCAAGGAAAAAUUAUUACAACAAGCACAAGACCAAGUCAGCUCGAGGAAGUAACAAUGAUAGAAGAACUGCAAAUAGGAGCCUGACCAGCUAUAGGACUGAAUCCUUCAACGCAAGAUUGCAGACUGUUAGGAAUAGUAGAUCAGUGUUGAAGGAGUAUGGCAAAUCCAGCACUGAAGGUGCAGAGUAUGCAGUCGACAACCAAGAUUCAAAAUGUGGAGGCAACUUCUUGGUGGAGGCGCUUGCAAAAGUCAAUAUAUCAUCUGUAACCGAGGUUACAUGAUUGCUCUUGAUCUUAAUUAGGCGUUGCUCAUCUUUGUAUAUGAAUAAGCCGGAUACGUUUCUUGUUGUUUUGAUGUGCUAUUUUGUGGAUCGAGGACUAAAAUCUACCGUCGUUUCAUGUUCUAUUUUUGUGGAUUGAAGACGAAAAUACUAUGGUAAAUCGAGCUGCCUUGUUUAUGAA